ACGAGAACCGUCGAUUGUUUCGCAGCUCUAAAAGAAAGGAAAAAAAAUAGAUAAUAAUAAACCAGAGAAAAGAGAAAAGCAUUAGCUGUAUUGGAUCGGAUCUGAAGCAUUUACCCUUACCAAAUGGGGAACUUUGUGAGCAGGCAGAACGCGGCGGUCGAGGAGGCGGAUCCCAGCACGAACAAUGCGUACAAAUACCCACCUAGAAUGGGCAACUUCUUUGGCACCCACUUCAUCAUGGGCGGAGAGCGCUUCGACACGCCCCAACCGGAAUCGUAUUUGUUCGGAGAGAACGCAGAUCUCAAUUUCCUGGGCAAUCGACCCACGGCCUUCCCGUAUCCCCCGCCGCAAGCCAACGAACCGACAAAGACCCUGAAAAGUCUGGUCAACAUUCGCAAGGAGUCGGUGCGUUUCGUUAAGACCCUGAAUGACAAGAAGAUGAGUGGCGUACUGGACAAGCCAAAGAUGAAGGAAAUAGACCGGGAUCUGGAGAUGGACAAGGAGAAGUCCAAUGUGACCAUCGAGGAUGUGGACGGCAAUGUGCUCUGCUCCAUGGGCCUGGGUGGCGGGGAUGCCGAUAUGGCGCCGCCACCGCCGCCCUGCUCCUACAACAUCGAGUUCACGUUCGACUCGGACGCCAAGUGCGCCAUUACCAUCUACUACUUUUGCUCGGAGGACGUCAGUCCCAGCGGCGUGACGCUGGUGCCGCGCGAGGGUCUUACCUCGGAGACCUACCACUACGAGAAGGGCAUCAACCAGUGUUUCUCGCAGCCAGGGCACGUCUUCAAUCCGCAGCAGAUGCCCGAAGACGAACUGGGCUACAGCCCCGGCCGGGAACAGUAUCCGGUGGCCAUCCACUGUGUGGUGGAGGAGGGCAGCGACGAGUGCCGGCAGUCGCACACCACCAUCUGUGUGAUCGACCACCAUCCGGAGAACGGUAGCUAUGUACUGCGUGCCCUCAAGCAAAAGAUCUUCGUGGAUGGUCUGUGCUAUCUGCUGCAAGAGAUCUAUGGCAUCGAGAACAAGGCGGUGAAUAAGACAUCCCUCGACGAGGAGAUCGACGAUCAUGGUAGCGAGUGUGUCAUCUGCAUGAGUGAGACCAGAGACACGCUGAUACUGCCCUGUCGUCAUCUCUGUUUGUGCAAUUCGUGUGCGGAUUCACUGCGCUACCAGGCAAACAACUGCCCCAUCUGCCGGGCACCGUUUCGGGCAUUGCUCCAGAUCCGGGCUGUCCAGAAGGGGAUUAGCACGCAUGUGCUCCACCAAAACACUCCCACAUCGACGGCCGGGGAGCCGGCGCCGGUGGAUGUGCCGCCGGGCUACAUUCCCGUCUCGCUAAUCGAGGCGCUCAAUGGACCACCGCAGUAUGUGGCCAGGACCAGGACCAGCGAUCACGACAUCACAGACUCCGCCGCCACAGUGGCCGCUUCGACAAUGACCAGUGCCGACAUCAAGGCCACUUCGCCCAUCAAAUCCAGCAGCCAGCGACGGCCCAAGAUCAAAAAGAACGCCUCGACUUGCACGUCGACCAGUGAGGUGGGCACCAUUACAAACCAAUCUGGCGGCGGCGGUGGCGGCAACGGCUCAUCCACACACUCCGUGGAGAUCGAAAGCGAUCCAAAGAAGUCCAGCACGGCCACCUGUACUUCGCCAACAUUGGGGGUAUCCACUUCGCCGGAACCGAAACAGGACAAACUGCAGAUCGUCAAUGAGCGAAAGUAUCCCAGAUCCACGGCUGGGUCCGGUGGCGAUGGUUCCGCAGGCACCGAUGACGAUGUGGACAGCGAGAACGAGAAGCUAUCGCCGCUUCUUUCGCCCGGCAGCAAGAGCAAGAACAUGUCUAGCAAAUCCCUGAAGCAAGUGGUCGCCUGCCUGGAGGCGGAUGAUGUGGAUAAGAGUGGCGGUGGUGAUGGACCGACCGAGGAGUCCAGCCUCAAAAAGGGCUCCUCGCUGAAGCGCACCAAACCGAGGCCAGAACUUAGCGGAGGCGGGGCUCCUUCGCCCUCCGAAGCCACGGCCGAGGACUCGGACUACUACACGCCGGAGGAUACUCAGAACUCGAUAUUGAGCCCACUGUGCCCCACGGAGCGAGCCAAAAGCGGUGAUCCCCUGGGCGCGAUAAGUUGCGGAAAUGGCGGCUUGGGAGUGGGAAGGAGUGCAGGAUCAGUAGGCGGAGCAACUGGAGUGGGACCUGUCGUCGUUGGCUUCAGCAGUGGGGCGAAGAAGAACCUGCACAAGAAGUCCACCUCGGUGGGCAACAUGGUGGGCUCCGGUUCGGUGACUACGGUCGUGGAUUUAAAGUCAAACAACGUGAGCUCCCUUCCAGACAUGUUGGACAGCCCGAUCAGCGGAAACUCGGCCUCUACGCGCAGCUCCAGCGACAGCUACUCCUCCAGCUCGUCCACCAAGCAGCUGCUCAGCUCCAAUCCGACCACCACGGCGGCCAACAUCAUCGUGGAUGACAAGACAGCUCUACAGAAUGCCGUCAAUGUUUAGAGCCGGUCUCAGUUGAAUUUCGCGGAAUUUUAGCGUUUCGUUUUCUCGUUUUAGCCUUGCGUUUACUCUAUUUAUUCGUAGACAUCUAGAUUUAGUUAAAUCAAUGCUGCUUCCCCGCCCGCAGGAAAAAAUAUUAUGAGCAUGAUAAGGAGGGGUAUGAGGAUUGUCAGGAUGAUGAUGAUGAUAAGGAGGAGGAAGGCCACCAGGACACAACACUUAACCAGUAUACAGUAUACACACACCACACACACGGAAAGACACACGUCCCGCAUGCAUGUGUACGUAGUUUAAUCUAGCAUAAUGGCUUGGGUAAAUAACAAAUAAAUAAAAUCCAAUAAACAAUGUCGCCUAGGGCGCUGCAUUCCACAAUAUAAA
Messenger RNA from Drosophila rhopaloa, 2871 nucleotides. It is a transcript of the gene Mrgn1, whose product is annotated as E3 ubiquitin-protein ligase MGRN1. The record is from RefSeq and is a predicted model, not a curated record. The transcript has 3 exons. Gene Ontology annotation, biological process: protein ubiquitination. NCBI's taxonomy places the organism in Eukaryota, Metazoa, Arthropoda, Insecta, Diptera, Drosophilidae. Gene Ontology annotation, cellular component: cytoplasm. Bases 124 to 2496 code for a protein of 790 amino acids. Gene Ontology annotation, molecular function: ubiquitin protein ligase activity.